Messenger RNA from Penicillium taxi, 1218 nucleotides. RefSeq names its product rRNA-binding ribosome biosynthesis protein RPF1. The record is from RefSeq and is a predicted model, not a curated record. Lineage: Eukaryota; Fungi; Ascomycota; Eurotiomycetes; Eurotiales; Aspergillaceae. The coding region runs from base 1 to 1218 and encodes 405 amino acids. Gene Ontology annotation, biological process: maturation of 5.8S rRNA; maturation of LSU-rRNA. Gene Ontology annotation, molecular function: rRNA primary transcript binding. Gene Ontology annotation, cellular component: preribosome, large subunit precursor; nucleolus. The transcript has a single exon.
AUGAUGCAUAUUAAGCGCAAGAGAGAGAAGGACUCAGCACGCCGAGAAGAGCGCUACGCAUUCAAGAAGGAAGAAGCCAAGAACCCCAGACUAAAGGAGGAGCGACUUCGUCGCAAUGUUCCCCUUACUCUUGACCGGAAACGUGUUUGGGAUGAUGCCGACAGUGAUGCCGAGGAGACUGGCCUUGGUCUUAGCGUAGAUGUCGAACGAAUCAAGCGGGCUAAGCAGGAAGAAGAGGACGAGCUGAACCGGCCUUUGGAGGACGGCGAAGAUGAUAGUGAAGCUGGAAAUUCCGAUAAUGAAUCCGUCGACAGCAUGAUCGCCUCGAGUGACGACGAAGACGACGAGAAAGAAAAAGACGAUGAGGAUGAGGACUCGGGCCGCGGGCGAAAGAAAGCCUCUUCGCUGCCCACUGCCACCGAACGCGCCACCAGCCCGUCACAAUCUACUCGCAGUACAAACCUCAAUCUUGCACCAGAGGCAUUAGCUGCAAAAUUUCCUACGCUUUUCACGUCCGAGGCACCACCCACCCCCAAAAUUCUCGUCACCACAUCUAUCAACUCGACACUCCACAACGAAGCCGAAAUUCUCACAGACCUUUUCCCUAACAGUGUCUAUAUUCGACGUACUGCACACCGCUACUCGCACAAGUUUUCCAUUCGCGAGAUCUCCAAGUUCGCCGCAAAUCGCAAUUACACAGCAGUCGUCAUAAUGAAAGAGGACCAGAAAAAGCCAACCGGCCUGACAAUAGUGCACUUACCUAUUGGCCCAACAUUCCACUUUUCAAUCAGCAAUUGGCUUGAGGGAAAGCGCCUGCCAGGUCACGGUCGAGCAACGGGCCACUGGCCUGAACUUAUCUUGAACAAUUUCCGCACACCACUCGGUUUGUUAUCAGCGCAUAUGUUCCGCACACUUUUCCCCCCGCAGCCAAAUUUUGAAGGGCGGCAGGUCGUUACAUUGCACAAUCAGCGUGAUUACAUCUUCGUGCGUCGCCACCGAUAUGUCUUCCGCGAGAAGCGGGAGACAGAGAAGGCGGUUGUUGGUGCAGAUGGCAAAGAAAUGGAGGGUGCGCAAGGGAUUCGCACUGGUUUGCAAGAACUGGGACCGCGAUUCACCUUGAAGUUACGUCGUGUGGAUAAGGGUAUCCAGCGGGGUAGUGGACAGGAGUGGGAGUGGGAGGGUGGAAUGGAGAAAGUGCGUACAAAGUUCCAGCUUUAG